Messenger RNA from Serpula lacrymans var. lacrymans S7.9, 5101 nucleotides. RefSeq lists its product as uncharacterized. Lineage: Eukaryota; Fungi; Basidiomycota; Agaricomycetes; Boletales; Serpulaceae. Gene Ontology annotation, cellular component: Ric1-Rgp1 guanyl-nucleotide exchange factor complex; cytosol; Golgi membrane. Gene Ontology annotation, biological process: retrograde transport, endosome to Golgi; intracellular protein transport. The record is from RefSeq and is a predicted model, not a curated record. The transcript has 25 exons. Bases 1 to 3015 code for a protein of 1004 amino acids. Gene Ontology annotation, molecular function: protein binding.
AUGUAUUUCCCGACAUCCGCUGCAAGACAACUUUCUACAGUCUCCGCUUUACCCGAUGCCCCGCCAGAGCCCGUUCUAUGUUUUUCAGCCAGUCCCCGCAAACUGCUAUUCUGCACCUUGACCAGAACCACAUUGACCGUCUGGCGUGUCCGUCCGUCCACUGUGUUGGCAUGUCUGUCCCGAACUUCCCAGUCUUUGGAUGAGCAUGGUGAGAAUUUGUCGGCGACGUGGUCACCAGACGGUAGCAGAAUCAUUAUUCAGACCACUUUAUCGUACCUCGUCCUUGUCACCGUGGACUACAUCCCAGAUGCACCCGUCUAUCAGGCACCAGCAUUUGGCUCCAAUGCACAGCGUAACUUUCUUGCUGGAGCAGGCGAGGGUCUACCCCUACAGUCACUCAGUCUUGCCUUUGAAGGUGUGAUUCGUGUAGAUGGUAAUUUACUCAGUGUAUCACCUCGCAAGAAUUGCAUUCUGUUUUCUACCAAGAACCCUUCAGCUGUUCAACGUAUACCAUGGCCCAUAUAUGACGAGAGUGACGGAGAAUUUGAGGAGCAAUCCGCAAAGAAACUAUUGAUUGAGGAAGAAACGUGGACGGUAUGCGAGCGCGAAUUCCCUUGGCUGGUUGAUUCUAGUGUCACCGUCACCAAAAUUUCGCACUUGGCCACUGGACUAGAGACCUGGGUUACCUCUGAUGGGAGAGCCUAUUUUGUCCGACUCCAUGACAGCAUACAAUUCAAGGAUGGGCUUAAUGGACAAGAGUACGCGCACAACGACCAAACAAGCGCCUCCAUAAAUAGGAGGUCUUCGUCACCCGAGAGAAAUACUUCCGCUCAACGACAUUAUCAAUGGCAGGGAACCUGUAUUCACAAUUACGAAGUUCCUCGAUGGGUACAGAAGCGACGUCAGACUGAAGAUGACGAGUCUUCUGGUGCUAGCCCGCUUUACGUGGAACCUCGUCGGGCCACAACGGUCGCUGUCAAUGAAAAGUUCUCCCUCAUUGCUAUCGGUACCCAGGGUGGUGCUGUUGAGUACAGUAGCUUCCCUGCUCCAGAUGGAGUGACUCCCAAGGCACAGGUGAUCAAAAUUACGAACCCACACAACAGAGAGAGUGGUGCAGUGUUGUCUAUGAAGUGGAGUUCUGAUGGAUAUGUCUUGGCUGUGGGAUGUCAGAAUGGCUGGGCAAUUUUCAGUGUUGGCGGCCGUUGCCUGGCUCAAGGGUUUGGUGUUGAUGAUAGGAUUGACGUGGAGAAGUUCCAAGACACUUUCAUGUGCGGUAUUCGAGAUAUGUUUUGGUCCCCGGGCAAUUUUGAACUGCUUGCGCUGGCGCAUCCAUCCGAUAAUAGUGUAGAUGGACAGAUAUUUGUUAUACCCUUCGCCAAGAGUGCUACAACUGGCCAGCAUUCUCCUGAUAACACCCGUUAUGCCUUUUUGCAAAUGGACGACCGUGCCCUUGUCUACAGGGGUGUAGAUCAGCCAGACAUGAGCGUGAUCAAUCCAGAAUCAGACGUUUGGCAACAUAUCAAGAUCCCUCAAGCCUAUCUAGCAAGCAACUGGCCUAUUCAAUAUUCAGCGCUCAGUAAUGACGGUCGUCUCAUUGCUGUAGCAGGGCGACGAGGCCUCAUACAUUACAGCUCCAGCUCAGGUCGCUGGAAGCUCUUCGCGGAUGUGAUACAAGAACAAGCGUUUGCUGUGAAAGGUGGAUUGCUCUGGUUUCAUCAUGUUUUGAUCGCGGCCGUCGAAGUUUCCAAGUCACACCAGAUUCGGCUUUAUUCUCGAGAUAUGGAACUCAGCAACCAAAAUGUGCUGCAUCGAGAGACCGUAUCUUCUGCAGUGGUCAUCCUUUCCCUUGUCGAUAACUCACUGCUGGCAUAUACGGCCGACAACAUGCUCACACAUUAUCUAAUCGUCCCUACCGACGAUACCAUCAAACUACAUUUGUGCGGUAGUAUCAGCUUUAAUGGUAUUAUUGCAGCUCCCAGCGCUGUCAGAGUGCUGAGUUGGAUGAUUCCAAGCGCCCAAAAACAGCUUGGAGAUCCUGUGGACGACCUUGCCGUUGCGACUGUAUUGAUGAUGGUAGGCGGCCAGCUCGUCUUGCUCCGACCAAGAAAAGCUGGGAAUCAAGAAGUGAAAUAUGACAUGCAGAUAUUUGCUGACCGGAUUGAGUUCUGCUGGAUACAUCUACGGGGCAUCGGUGCGCUAGAAAAUUCACUGUGGGCAUACGACGGUCAAGGGAUCAGAGUUUGGUUAAAUGCUCUCGCUAUUGAAUCGUUCCCUUCAAGUGAUCGAGUUCAACAGAGCGUCAAAGAGAGCGUCAACAUCCCUCUUCAAUUCUAUCCCCUCUCUCUCCUCAUGGAUAAAGGUAUCAUUAUUGGAGUUGAGCACGAGGUCGGUAUGCGAAUGAAUCUGCCAUUUGUGAGGUUCAGGCACGGCACUAGUUCCCAUCUGUUCCUUCAUCACGUCCUUCAAUAUCACUUGGAAUCAGGCCAAGUCAAAGAGGCAGUUCUUCUCGCAUCUCACUAUGAACAUCUCGUAUUUUUCGCUCACGCCCUUGAAAUCCUCCUACACACUGUCGUAGAGUCGGAAAGCACUGUUGAAUUCGACAGCGAUGGUACGAGUAAUGGGAUAGGUGGAUCAAGGACUCUGUCUUCCGUGAUUGAAUUCUUGGACCACUUUGACGCGGCAUUGGAUGUCGUAGUAGGAUGUGCACGUAAAACGGAAAUGACUCGAUGGAAACGGCUGUUUGAUGUCGUUGGGAAUCCGCAUAGUCUUUUCGAGACUUGCCUCGCGUCCAAAAGAUUGAAGACUGCAGGUUCUUACUUGCUAGUACUUCAUAAUAUGGAACAACUGGACGAAGAGAACCAAGACGCCAUUCGGUUAUUACAAAGUGCUAUUGAAGCGAAGGACUGGCAGCUUUGUCGAGAGCUGUUGCGCUUCUUGCAAUCUAUUGAUGAUAGUGGUAAAGCCUUGAGCCAUGCACUGUCAGAGACGAAGAUACUGGACAGUAACGUUCUUUAAUCACUGUCACAUCGGACCAUUCCAUAUUCCAUAUUCUGUAUUAUAUAAGGAAUAAUGUACCAUAGUUACCACCAACGCACAUGUGGGUCGUAGCAGGGAAAGAAUGUCUAUGGUUAGUAUAGGGGCUAUUGGAACCUGCUCAGUGGUCACGUUUUUAUCUGACAUUUCCUAAAAGUAAUUAGUAACUGCCGGUGCCAGUGUGACUGACCUCACCGGUGCUUAUUUGGUUCCUCGUAACUUGAGCUGUUAUCAUCUGCUUAGUUUGUAACUUACAAGGUGAACGAGAAGACUCAGAAAUCGAUAUGGCGAGAAGCAUACUCAAUCGCACAUUAGCGAGGCUAUCCCUAACUCGUUGUGUGCAGAUGUCAACUUCAUCUAGUCAACGGCAAGCUGUGGAUGUGAUUUCGAUCUCUUAUCCCACAUUGGUGUCUUCUCCAUUGUCUCUUACCACAUCUAUUGAACAAGCCUUCGGAUCGCAUCCGCAAUCUUUGGGCAUCAUUCUAGUCAAGGAUCUCCCUGAAGCUUAUACGUCUUAUAGACAGAACCUUUUGAAGCUUGCAUACCGUUUUGCAGACCUGGAUGAGCAAACGAGGGAGAAAUAUGCAGAUCCUAAGACUUCCUACAGCUUUGGAUGGUCUCACGGGAAGGAGAUAAUGAAUGGGAAACCUGGUAUUCCUAUGCAUAUGCUGUGAAUGUAGCAUCGUAACGUUUUAAUUAAUUCGCUUUAGACACGCUCAAGGGGUCAUAUUACGCAAAUCCAGUAGUCGACUCGCCCAACGUGCCUCUGGAGCUUAGCCAGGCUUAUCCUGAGUACUAUGGGAAUAAUAUCUGGCCAAACAAGGAUGAACAAGGCAUCGAAGGGUUUGAAUAUGCUUUUAAAUCUCUGGGAAAGUAGGUGCUAGUCUUUUAUGUAGAAGUAGGUGACGCAAGUUGUACAUUGGCAGAUUCAUCUUCAAUGUGGGAUGUCAACUAGCUGCUGCUUGCCAGCCCUUUGUUGCCGAGCACAUGCCAAACACCUCGAUAUCCCUUUCUCAACUCAUCGGCGAUUCGCAAACGACGAAAGCACGCUUACUACAUUACUUUCCACCGUCACAGGAUAGCUCCAAGUCAGCAGAAGAAGCUCUUGAUAGUUGGUGUGGGUUUCAUCUCGAUCAUUCUCUUCUAACUGGUCUUUGUUCGGCUAUGUUUCUCCGCGAGGAAGCUGGUAAAGAACCAACUGUCGUUCCAUCGCCAUCCCCUACGUCGGGGCUAUACAUUCGCAAUCGUGGUGGGGAUCUGACCAAAGUAGUCAUACCCCCAGGGUGUUUAGCUUUUCAGACAGGCCAAGCUUUGGAGCUUAUAACUGAAGGGAAGCUGCGCGCUACACCUCACUGCGUCCGUGUUGGUUUCGGAGGACCAGAGAAGAUUUCACGAGAGACAUUUGCAUUAUUCAUGCAACCUAACACUGACCAGCAUAUAUCCGCCUCAGAAUCAUUUGGCCAAUUCAGUAAAAGAAUACUUGCAGAGCAUUAUCGACAUGAUUCUACUGGUUAGAUGGAUUACUUAACAUAUAUAUACCUGUGCCUACUAGAAAACUAUACUUCACGGAAUGGGAAAACAAUAUAUCAUAAAACUCCCGAAAUCUACUAUAAGGAGGACUUUAAGGUUGCGAAGAUGCAGAAUUCGAACGAUGGUGAGAAGAUGUCAACGAGUCUGGUAACACAGACAUGACGGCAGCUGCGAGACUAUUUCGCUUCAUCGUCAAUGACCUAUCCACUUUGCCUUCACUACGUCGAGAGCCAAAAGAUGACCGUAGAUCGUCUUGGUCAGAUAUUACGCUCCAAUCUUCACUCGGUGCUCCACGAGCAGACCCGCCAGAACUAUAUCUAGACCUGGAACGGCGUCGGUCGAGCGUCGAGUGGGAGGAGGAUGGUCGGGUAUCUUGCACCGUGGUAUCUUCCGUGUUCGCCUCGUUUUCUGAAGUGUCUUCGACGGCAGUCCGCUUAAUUAACGAGCGUGCAUACUCUAAAUCGCGAUAGAUAGCUUCUACAGCAGUGGCUACUCCGUUUUCCUAUGGACAAACCCGUUUGUAAAUGCAAUUUAUCCC